AUGGUUUUCGAUUUCUGGAAAAACGGAAUUAACAAAUUAACUUACCAAGUUAACGACGACGGAAAAGUUGAAAAACACGACGCCCCUCUGUUUACUGUUACCCUCUUCUUCUUCUUCUUCUUCUUCUUUUUCUUCUUCUCCUUCUCCUUCUAGGAUAAUUCGUACCAUAUUUCUCCCUGCAACAACGACGCGGGUUUUGGUUUUUCCCCAACCGGAAAACGCAGACGUUUUGCUCUCUCCCUCUCUCUCUCAAAUUACAUGCGACUCGGUUCGUAUCACAAUUUUCAGCAAUUCGAUCAUAUUCUGAAGUGCGGUGGAGUUGUUUACCUGAGCCUAAUGACUUGGAUAAUGCUUGUCAAAAAUGUUUUUGUCGAUGCUCUUGGGCUAAUUGAAUUAAUGGAAAACUACACCCUUUGUGGCUUUUCAGGUGUGCUCUGUAACUAGUUUGGUGUUGGACAUCAAGAUGGGAUCUUGCGCAAGCAAGGGUAAAACUGAAGAAGACGAUUAUGAAGAUAAAAUUGAGUUUACUGGUGCGAAUGUGCACCUCAUCACCACUACCGAAGCUUGGGAUCAAAAGAUGGAAGAAGCAAAAAAGGAUGGCAAAGUUGUGAUUGCAAACUUCAGUGCAACAUGGUGCGGCCCUUGCAAAAUAAUUGCACCACUAUACCGCGAGUUAUCUGAGCAAUACACUUCUCUAAUGUUCCUUGUGGUCGAUGUUGAUGAAUUGACUGACUUCAGCACUUCAUGGGACAUCAAAGCCACUCCUACUUUCUUCUUCCUUCGGGAUGGGCAGCAAAUCGACAAGCUGGUGGGUGCCAACAAGCCAGAGUUGCAGAAGAAGAUAGUUUCCGUUGUAGAGUCGAUUGAAACGUGUGAAAAAUAGUGGUUUCUAUGUAUUUUGCAAGAUUGUUCACUACCUCCCUUUACAUGUCGUGGGUUGCCGGAUACGCUUGGCGUGAUUUUUUUUUUUUUUUUUUUUUAAUGUAAUUUUUUUUGGGAUUGUAAAUACGACCAAUCGUCUGAACAUCUUUCGAGAUUGAAAAUCUAAGAUCCUUUUUACAUCAGAAAGCAAUUUCAAA
Molecule: messenger RNA, 1079 nt
Organism: Pyrus x bretschneideri (Chinese white pear)
Lineage: Eukaryota; Viridiplantae; Streptophyta; Magnoliopsida; Rosales; Rosaceae
Product: thioredoxin H9-like
Exons: 6
Coding region: 464-883 (139 amino acids)
Source: RefSeq, a predicted model, not a curated record